Molecule: messenger RNA, 1019 nt
Organism: Trifolium pratense (red clover)
Lineage: Eukaryota; Viridiplantae; Streptophyta; Magnoliopsida; Fabales; Fabaceae
Product: oligoribonuclease
Exons: 8
Coding region: 75-800 (241 amino acids)
Cellular component (GO): mitochondrion
Molecular function (GO): nucleic acid binding; 3'-5'-RNA exonuclease activity
Source: RefSeq, a predicted model, not a curated record
UUUUACUGUUCAAAACAGAACCUUCUACUUCAAAACUGCGCCAAAAGAGAAACAAACAAAAUUGAACCACAAAAAUGGAACAUCUUGUUAACUCUUUUUCGGUGUUAGAACUUGAUGCUGAUGACAGCAACAUUCAAUCUCUUUCUCUUCCUUCAGGUAGUAGUGGAAAGAAAGCUAAUGGCAAAGCUUUACCAGCGAAAAAUGAGAAGCAAGAUCAACAGAAUCCAGUGACUUAUUCGUCUGAAUACAGGUUACCUCUUGUCUGGAUUGACUUGGAAAUGACUGGUUUGAAUAUUGAAGUGGAUAGAAUAUUGGAGAUUGCUUGUAUAAUUACAGAUGGAAAUUUAACCAAAUCGGUGGAGGGUCCUGAUUUAGUCAUACAUCAAACUAAGGAGUGCCUUGACCAGAUGGGAGAAUGGUGUACAAGGCAUCAUGCAGCUAGUGGGUUAACAAAAAAAGUGCUUGAAAGUACAAUUAGUGAAAGAGAAGCUGAAAAACAGGUUAUUGCAUUCGUUAAGAAACAUAUUGGGGGUACUUACAAACCUCUAUUGGCAGGAAACUCGAUAUACGUGGAUUUUCAAUAUCUGAAGAAAUACAUGCCAGAAUUGGCGGAGAUCUUUUCUCAUGUGGUUGUCGAUGUUAGUAGUAUUUCAGCUCUUUGCAUUCGCUGGUAUCCUAAAGAUCAGAAGAAAGUGCCUUCAAAAGAAAAACGACACAGAGCCCUGGAUGACAUUAGAGAAAGUAUCGAAGAACUUAAAUACUACAAAGCAAACAUUUUCAAGCCAAGGAUCAAGAAAUGAUAAGGAUUGAUAACAAGACAACAUGUGAAUUUUGAUGGGAAGGUUUCCAAUUCAAGUGUAUAAACAUCAUUGUUAUGACAAGUUUAUGCACCAAGCAAAAAUAGAUCUUGAUAUUGGAUAAAGUGUAUUUUUUGCAGUUGUUGUACAAUCACAUUUAAAAUUAUAUUGAGAACUUUGACAUGAAAAUUUCAAUUUAUGCCCAAAAAAGUGUUUUGUCUA